AUGACCCAAAGGAUAGUUUGGCAGGACAUAACAAGUCUUAAACCUCCUCCUCAUCGCUGGUACAACCUUCUCAAAGUCAAACUCGACACUGGGACUCUCAGCCCCCUGUUAAAUCUCUGGAUCGACAUCAACAUGGGGUUGAGCAACCUCCUCUACGGUCCUAAUUCGACCCUUGUAGCCACCUUGGCUACCGGACGAUCACACAGAGGCCCUCUACGAACUGUUGCUAGUGUAUCUGCUAACCUUAAUUCGGUACCGGUCCUUAAUGGUAAUAACUUUAAGGACUGGAAGGAGAACAUUUUUAUUGUUCUUGGCUGCAUGGGUCAUGACCUUGCAUUAAGGAUGGAUCGUCCUACUCCUCUUACGGAUACUAGUACCUUCGAGCAAAGGAGGAUAUAUGAGAAGUGGGACCGUUCAAACCGCAUGAGUCUUAUGAUCAUUAAGCGCGGCAUACCUGAGGCUUUUAGGGGUGCGGUGUCCGAGGAGGUCACCGAUGCCACAACUUUCCUUGCUGAAAUUGAGAAGCGCUUUGCAAAAAGCGAUAAGGCGGAAACAAUGCUUAUCUCUCUUCCUCCACAAUUCAGUCAAUUCAAGGUCAGUUACAACUGCCAAAGGGAGAAAUGGACUCUUAAUGAGCUCAUUUCAUUUUGUGUUCAAGAGGAAGAAAGACUGAAGCAAGAGAAGACUGAAAGACACAUGAAGAAGGAAUGUGCUAAGUACAUUGCAUGGCGAGCAAAGAAAGGUACAUUUCUUACUUUGGUCUGUUCUGAGGUAAAUUUAGCUUCAGUACCAGGAAACACUUGGUGGUUAGAUUCCGGUGCUACCACUAACAUUAGUGUUUCUAUGCAUGGUUGCCUGAGUUACCGAAAGCCAAAUGAUGCUGAAAGAAGCAUUUAUGUGGGAGAUGGCAAGUCGGUAAAUGUGGAAGCAAUAGGGAAUUUUAGGUUGUUAUUAAGUACUGGUUACUAUUUGGACUUGAUAGAUACUUUUGUUGUACCGUCAUUUAGGCAGAAUUUGGUUUCUGUUUCUUGUUUGGACAAAUUGGGUUAUUGUUGUUCAUUUGGAAACAAUUAUUUCAGUUUAUCUAUUAAUUCAAAUACUGUUGGAACUGGUUCUCUUAUGGUUUAUGACAACUUAUAUUUACUUGACACCGUUGCUUCUUAUAAUGAAACCUUGAAUGUUGAAUCACGUGGUACUAAGCGUAAAAUGGAAAAUGAAAAAUCAAGUUCCUUAUGGCACAAACAGUUAGGUCACAUCUCUAGAAAUAGAGUUGAGCAACUUGUGUCUGAUGGAAUUUUAGAUUCAAUUGAUUUUUCAGACUUUGAUGUUUGCAUUGAAUGCAUCAAAGGCAAACAGACCAAAACAAAGAAAUUGGAUGAUUACUCAAGAUAUGCGUACCUAUUUGUACUUCAUGAAAAGUCUCAAGUCUUGGAUGUGUUCAAAUCUUUUAAGGCUAAAGUUGAGAAUCAACAUAGCAAAAGAAUAAAGCAAUUCAGGUCUGACCGUGGUGGUGAGUACUAUGGCAGAUAUGACGGAUCAGGUGAACAACGUCCAGGACCUUUUUCCAGAUAUCUAGAGGAGUGUGGAAUCGUCCCACAGUACACUAUGCCAGGAUCUCCUAGCAUGAAUGGUGUUGCUGAAAGACGAAACCGUACUCUUAAAGAUAUGGUAAGGAGUAUGCUUAGUCAUUCAACCUUACCAGAAUCACUCUGGGGAGAGGCACUUAAGACAGCAGCCUACAUUUUGAAUAGGGUACCAACUAAAGCAGCUGCAAAAACACCUUAUGAGCUUUGGACAGGGGGUUUCAAGUUGUAUGAUCCCAAAGUAAAGAAUAUAUUUGAAACGGGAACUGCAAAGUUCUUUGAGGAUAUUGAGUUUGGGGGGAGAAAUACGGUUAAAGACUUUGUUUUUGAGGAGGAUUUAGAAUCAACAACUUCUCUUGAAGAUGAGUUGAUUCCUAUUCCAAUAGUUGCUUUUGACAAUGUUCAGGAUUCCAAUCCUAAUAUUGAUCAAGUUUUAGAUCAAGAGCAACCAAACAUAGUCAAUCAAACCCCAGAGGUACAAACUCAAGAACCUCAAGAACAAGUUCCUUUGUGA
Cannabis sativa is the source of this 2097-nucleotide messenger RNA. RefSeq lists its product as uncharacterized. Gene Ontology annotation, biological process: DNA integration. The transcript is spliced from 6 exons. Lineage: Eukaryota; Viridiplantae; Streptophyta; Magnoliopsida; Rosales; Cannabaceae. The record is from RefSeq and is a predicted model, not a curated record. Gene Ontology annotation, molecular function: nucleic acid binding. The coding region runs from base 1 to 2097 and encodes 698 amino acids.